UGAGCCUAGCAAUGUAGUCAACAUCGUGCGUUAAACUCGCAGUGUACGAUCGCUAUCUUGAUGGUCAUUCCGACAAACAUAGGAACGUUGAUAAACGUCUUCAGCUUUACGAAGUGGGUCUUCUACUGGUUCGCCAUGCUAUCUGUCAUCGUGAUGCGAUGGACACGGCCCAACAUGGAACGACCUUUUAAGGUACCACUGCCUAUACCCAUCGUUAUGAGCAUUAUCUCUGCCUACCUGGUCAUCGGGCCGAUUGUGGAGACGCCUAAACCGGAGUACAUUUACUCGAUGCUCUUCAUCCUCGCCGGUCUGCUGCUAUACGUUCCCUUCGUCUUCAUGAGAUGGCGCCUGCCGAUCAUGGGUAAACUAGACGCAAACACGGUUUGCUUAAAGACAUGAGACGAGUCUUAUACAACCGGAGCCUAGAUAGUAUAUUUGUGUCGUUCUCUCGCUUGCGCGCGCUCUCUCUCUCUCUC
This is a messenger RNA of Priapulus caudatus, 476 nucleotides long. Its product is annotated as b(0,+)-type amino acid transporter 1-like. The record is from RefSeq and is a predicted model, not a curated record. Lineage: Eukaryota; Metazoa; Priapulida; Priapulimorpha; Priapulimorphida; Priapulidae. The transcript is spliced from 3 exons. Bases 61 to 399 code for a protein of 112 amino acids. Gene Ontology annotation, biological process: amino acid transmembrane transport. Gene Ontology annotation, molecular function: L-amino acid transmembrane transporter activity.